AUGACCGCCACCGCCGAACCAGCAGAUCCCGGCAUGCACGAUGCCUCCGCGCAUGCGUCAACUAAGGAGGAUCCACCUCAGUUGACAUCUGUAGCCGCGAACACCGCUUCGAUCCGCCCUCGGCGUGAUUCAGCGCCAGACACGUCGAAGCCCUCCAAGCCAGCGGACCUGGCUCUCUCUACCAGCGACAUCUCUAGCAGCACCAACAAAGUCGCAGCGGAUCCAGAAGUUCUAACCCCGCCAACCUCAGCCAUAUCGAGCCCCGAUGCGUCACAAGCUACAGAGUCGCUUUCACAGCCGGGAAGCAGCCAGAGCGCUGCAGGAACAACUGGGGAUGACAAGACUGGAGAUCCAAGGGCUGGGUCGACCUCCCAGAGCCCUCAGCCGGAAUUUGCCUUGGGCACCAAGCGAACCGCCAGCGGCGAGGUGAAAAGAGCGAGCGUGAACGGACUGGAGGAGGUCCUGGCGAAAACAAGUGGUGCAAGACAUGCGCACACCUCGAGCACUAUUUCAAACGGGUCAAAGGGGAACGUUCUUGAGCUGUCACAGCAGUUACGCACCAAGUUAAAGUAUGCCAUGGUCAAGGUGCAGAAUGGUUGGCAAACGCGCUCUCUCGACGAGGUCGAGUCUCUGGCGUCUCAGUCACCACGAUCUACAGUGUCUGGGUUCCAACAAUUGCAUGACCACCAGGUGCUCUCGCCCAGGACGGCCAUGUCUCGCAAGUACCAGCGCGAGUCGAGCGAGAGCGACUCUUCCGACACCACCGGGGCUUUGGAGAGCCGGAGCCUGGUCACCGAGAGCCCCCAGGUGCCGUCUCGUCGAGCUUUAGCUCCUCCAGUCGACAUUGUGCCUGGUUCACGCCGUCGACCGACACCAAACGCAGCAUACCACGCCGUCAACGGCUCACACAUGCAGUCAAGGGCACUACACUCCAGGCGGCCGCCGACCAGUCAACGAACUCCGAGUCAGAACGCCGCCAUGGAGGCGGAUGCUGUGGAAACGCUUCUUUUCAUGGCCAGCCCCAACAACUCUGGCUACAACCCACCUUCUCACGCUUCACAAGAGUCCUCACUCCGAACAGCGCAGGCCUUCUCUUCACAGACUUCGCCGCUUCGCACUCAGUUCAGCCAGACAUCCGUAACAUCUCCGAAGAAGGUUGGGUUCUCCGAAUCGGAGUCGGGCGCUCCUGCUUUCGACAAGGCUGCUCUGAUCGAUCGCAUGUUGGACGAACUAUCCGACGACAGCGAUGCAGAACUGGAGUAUGCAUUCACGCUCGCUGAAAAGAGUAAAAUGGCAGCGCCGGUGACCUCCUGA
Molecule: messenger RNA, 1314 nt
Organism: Cladophialophora yegresii CBS 114405
Lineage: Eukaryota; Fungi; Ascomycota; Eurotiomycetes; Chaetothyriales; Herpotrichiellaceae
Exons: 2
Coding region: 1-1314 (437 amino acids)
Cellular component (GO): SBF transcription complex; cytoplasm
Molecular function (GO): transcription coregulator activity
Source: RefSeq, a predicted model, not a curated record